GUUAGGAAUACACAACACAUGUGAUUGAUAAUUAUAGCACUACGCUCUCAUUAUAGCUCCUACGAACACCGCGUUGGCCCUGCCAUGGCCACAGUUUUCAGAAAUUUUCAGAAAUCAGGUGAUCGGUGAAAAGUGCGAGUGCAGUGAGUGACAAGUGAGAGUUGUUCUUGGAUCAGGAAUAGGCGAACUGGAUAUUGAAAAUUCAGUAAAAAAUGUAAAACGGACCACGAAGAUGAAAAAAUUCAUCUCCAAGAAAAUCAACACCGACCAAUGGCGGGUGGUGGUGCCGAAUUUGAACUCCUCAAUAUUCAGAAAAUCUCCAUCGAAGGAGGAAGACAAGUCUGACAAGGAGUCCAAAAGGUCAUCAGGUUUCUACGAUUUUCAAGAAGCACAAUCAGAAUACGACAAGAGCAGGAGCUUGCCGAAUAGUGUAUACGUAGACACGGGUAGCUCGGAAGAAGACGAAGAAGAAUUCCAAGAUGCUACUAAUAUGUCGGACAAAAGCAGCUCGAAAAACAAGGACAACAGUGACACAGACAUGGAAUUGUACCAGGACGUAGAAACGUCAACUCCAAAAAUUGUUUCCAAAAACAUUGAUCAAAACAACAGCAAGUUUGAAUACGACGUGCCUCGAAUAAGUUUCAAAUUCUUCGAGAAACAGAAAGAAGAAGCUAAAAAAAAUGAGGAAGCUUUAUACGAAAAUGAAAAGAAUAGUCAAGAACUUGCAACUGUUUCGAAAAGUGAGAUUAAAAUUGUUCUAUCAACACCGGAAGAUGAAAGGAAAAUCAUUCUGGAAGCUCGAGAAGAACCAGCCAGAGAAACUCCCGUUGACGAUGACUUGCCUGUUUGCCAUCCUACCGAGAGGUUCGUAUCUCACACUGAAAUAUUCGUGAAGAGUUUGGAAAAUAUUGAAGUAGAUGUGAUAAAAUCUUCCGGAAGUGAUCCCAUUCUGGUUCAGGGAGAAAAUGAAACUAUCGCUGAUGACGGCUUGUACCAGAUACCAAGAUCGUUGAAGAAGACGCAUAGAUUAUCACGAUCUUUAACAGACUUCGAAUUGGAAAAUAUUGAGAAUCCUCCUGAUGCAUUAUCUUCGAGUCAGUCUAGUAUCGAGCAUAUAUCUGUUAGUCAAGUGUUUCCCAGAAGUUUCGUCAAUGAAACCUCAAGAAUGAGUUCUGAAACUGUUAGUCAAACCGAUUCGAAGAUGAGAUUCCCCCGCAUCAAAAAAUCCUCUAUUUUGAUAAAACCGAAGGCCAAAUGGAAUGACUUCAGAAACAAGAUCAGCAAUAUUAUGAUUGAGCACGCUAGUCAGCAAAGAGUUGGAGCAUUCAGUGAUAGAGAAAAGGUCACUAUUAACCUAGAGGAGAUGUACAAAAACUCUAAAACGAAGUGCAAGAAGGUUCUUCGAAGCACCAGCAAAAUUUUUCAGAAAAAGAAGCAUGGUCUUGACGAUACUGGUUCCAGAGUGGUAAGAAAAAACCAGUUGACAGCUAGUGAUAUAGAAUACAGGCUCAAUUAUAGUGAUAGUAGUAGUGAAAUUAAUGACAGUAAACUGCUUCAUGGCAGUAAAGUUUCUAGAGAUAAUUGUACGAAUGACCGUGAAUUGUUCAACGAUGGUGUCGGUUCGAAUGUACGUUGUGCGAAUGAUAGUACUUUUCCAAAUAAUAAUAACUUUUCCAAUGAUGAGAAAGGAGAUUUUGAUGUCGGUGGUAUACUCAGUUCUACUAAGAGGAAGGUCUCUCUCGAGGAG
This is a messenger RNA of Leptinotarsa decemlineata (Colorado potato beetle), 1747 nucleotides long. It is a transcript of the gene Nost, whose product is annotated as Nostrin. The record is from RefSeq and is a predicted model, not a curated record. Gene Ontology annotation, molecular function: protein binding. Lineage: Eukaryota; Metazoa; Arthropoda; Insecta; Coleoptera; Chrysomelidae. Gene Ontology annotation, cellular component: plasma membrane; cytoplasm.